AUGUCGGUUGGCAACAACAGGACAGCAACUGUGGAAUGUGGGCCUCUCGGAUCCAAAGAGGCGUGCAGUGAUGGCACCGUCAUGCUCAUAUGUGAUCAGCAGAUCUUGCAGUCUCAAGGUGAUGGGCUGCACCCUGGUGUCUUGCAGCAGGGCAGAUCCAGGACAAGCUAUCAGACCCUGAAGAGCAGAAUGGUGACUCUAAAGAUGAACCAAGAGCCAAAAAGAUGUCAGUUCGCAUCAACAUUCAGCCCACACGCCUCCUUCUCACCACGGCAGAUCCUCACCAAAGCCUCAGCAGGGCGAAUGGAGGAAGCUGUUCUGCUCUUUCAACCAGGGAUUGUUACUGUAGAUCCAGAGUCUUCUAAGUCUCCAUCACACCCCAGUGUUACAGCCAAUCCACUCAGUCCUAUCAAUUUGCUAGGGUUUGUGAGCUCUGCCAACAGAGAUCAAGACAGCCCCAUCUUCCGACAGCUGCUCAGGAGGCCUCCACCAAGCCGGCAGCCUCAAAAGGUGAAGAUGUUCCUUCUGAGCCUGCGUUUCCAUACGGUGUUCUCCUCCCUGUACCUCUGUCUCCUUUUCUUUCACACCCUUCUGGGCAACGUGGGCGUGAUCACCGUGAUCCAUGCAGACCCACAGCUCCACACGCCUGUGCACUUCUUCCUGAGCGUCCUCUCCUUCCUAGAUUCCUCCUUCUCCACAGUAGUGGACACCCCCUUGCUACUGGGGAGCUUUCUCACCUCAGGCCAGUCCUUCUCCUUUGCAGGCUGUGUGGUGCAGAUGGCCCUCAUGACUCUGCAUGGCUCUGCAGGGUAUCUGCUAUUGGCCACCAUGGCCUGUGACUGGUUCUCUGCCAUCUGUCACCCUCUCCUCUACCUCACCGUUAGGUCGCAAUGUCUGUGUGUCCUGCUGGUGGCAGCCACUUAUAUUGCUUCUGUUGCUAAUUCAGCUUUGCUGACUGGGUGCAUCUUCAGGCUGCCCUACUGUGGCCCCAACAUCAUCAGCCACUAUUUCUGUGACAUUCCCCCUGGGUUCCACCUUGCCUGCUCCUAUGCCUGCAUCCUGGCAAGCAUCUAUAGGAUGCAUUCCCUAGUGGCCCAGAGCGAAGCGCUCUCCACCUGUGCCUCCCACUUCACCAUCACCUGCCUCUUCUAUGGCACUGUCACCUACAUGUAUGCUCAGCCAAGCUCUCUCCGUUCCAUGGAACAAAAAAAAAAGGUUGUGUCCAUCUUCUACACCAUCAUCAUCCCCAUGCUGAACCCUCCAAUCCAUAGCUUGAGGAAUAAAGAUGGGAAAGCUGCUUUUAAAAGGAGCUGCUUUGACAAGCUGCGUUCCUAA
Molecule: messenger RNA, 1335 nt
Organism: Lepus europaeus (European hare)
Lineage: Eukaryota; Metazoa; Chordata; Mammalia; Lagomorpha; Leporidae
Product: olfactory receptor 5p57-like
Exons: 7
Coding region: 1-1335 (444 amino acids)
Biological process (GO): sensory perception of smell; G protein-coupled receptor signaling pathway
Cellular component (GO): membrane
Molecular function (GO): olfactory receptor activity; odorant binding
Source: RefSeq, a predicted model, not a curated record